Molecule: messenger RNA, 1000 nt
Organism: Anolis sagrei ordinatus
Lineage: Eukaryota; Metazoa; Chordata; Lepidosauria; Squamata; Anolidae
Gene: MRPL14
Product: mitochondrial ribosomal protein L14
Biological process (GO): translation
Cellular component (GO): mitochondrion; ribosome
Molecular function (GO): structural constituent of ribosome
Source: RefSeq, a predicted model, not a curated record
UUUGCACGCAUGCGCGCCUCCUGAGUGGUUUCUUUUCUUCUUCCACGCAAACGGCGCCUGCGCGGUUUUGGGGGAGCAUUUGGCGCGGCCGAGCUGGAUUUCCUCCCUGAAUCCCAAUGGCUUUAUUGAAAAGGUCCCUAGGAUUAUUCGUACCAGAAUUAUGUACAGCAACAAAUCAAAGAAAUUUCAGCCUCAGCAGACUCUGCGGUGCCAUACAGAAGAUGACCCGCGUCCGAGUGGUGGAUAACAGUGCUUUGGGAAACACACCCUACCAUCGCCCUCCAAAAUGCAUCCAUGUCUACAACAAAAAUGGAGUGGGCAAAGUAGGUGACAAAAUCCUGCUAGCUAUCAAAGGGGAAAAGAAAAAAGCCUUAAUUGUUGGUCACAAGAUGCCCGGUCCUCGUAUGACCCCCAGGUUUGAUUCAAACAAUGUGGUGCUUAUUGAAGACAACGGGAAUCCAGUUGGGACAAGGAUUAAAACACCAUUACCCUCUUAUCUUCGGAAACGGCAAGACUUCUCGAAAAUAUUGGCCAUUGCCCAGAAUUUUGUGUGAUAAACAAGGCAAUGCAAUGUAUCAUCUUAAUAAAUGGCAUUUUUCUCACUUUGAUUUCUCCAAAUUCUGAGGAAUUAAAAUGAAAUAAAUCUGGGAUGUCUUUCUAGAGGUUUGUGAACUAAAAGACUGUUACUAAAAGUUCUGUUCAAGGAUAUAUUGUUCCCUUUUUUGCAAGAGUUGUUCUAACAUGGUAUAAUUAAAGUUCAGGUUGUCAGUCCACUAUUUUUAUUGGCAUGAUGGGUUUCUCAGCCUUUAUUCUGUUGCAAUAUUUCAUAUUGUUUAUACAAACUUUGUCCAGGCUGUUGCCAGCAAAAGCAACUUCCAAAAACAAAAAUUGAUGUUUUGGGUUCAAUAAAGAGAAACAGUAAUGUUAGAAACAGUUAGAAACAGUUGUGUUCCCUUUGUGUUUGUAUCAAUAAAAUAAAAAUGCCCUCUAAUUUUUCCAG